AUGGCUAAGAUAGUGGGCUCUAUUGGGAAAUAUGUGAAGCAAGACAGAGCAACCUUGGCCAGGGAGAAGUUGCAAUAUGCUAGGGUCUUGAUUGAAGUCAGUUUUACAAAAGAGCUCCCUAACCAGAUCAAAUUUGAGGAUGAAAAUGGGGAAUACGUUUAUGUGGAAGUGCAUUAUGAAUGGAAACCUGAUGUUUGUAUGCAUUGUAGAGGGAUAGGGCAUCGACAGGAAUUGUGUAAAAAGAAAGGUCCCCAGGGUGCUUCAUCAAAAAUCUGGCAGGAAAAGAAGAAGGAAGAUCUAAAUUCAGAUUUGAGGCAGAGUGGCAAGUUGGUGAUACCGGAUAAGGGUGAUCCUGUGAUAACUUCAGGGGUAGUGCAGCAGAACAGAGGACAGCAGGGCAUAAUGGCUAAGAAUAAGGGGAUAACAGAGAGCAACUCCUUCUCGUUGCUUGGUCAAUUUUCAGAUACUGAAGUUCAGGCUGGGGUAGUGUUACAGGAAAUGAGGUCCAAUAUGAAUGGAGGGGGAGAACCUCCAUUCACAAAUGGAUAG
Humulus lupulus (European hop) is the source of this 549-nucleotide messenger RNA. RefSeq lists its product as uncharacterized. The transcript has a single exon. The record is from RefSeq and is a predicted model, not a curated record. NCBI's taxonomy places the organism in Eukaryota, Viridiplantae, Streptophyta, Magnoliopsida, Rosales, Cannabaceae. Bases 1 to 549 code for a protein of 182 amino acids.